CCUAAUCAGUAGUACCUUUCUGCUCUCAUCUCGUUCUACUCUCCUGCGCACAUCUCCGUCGGCCUGCAUCUCUCUGGCGCACAUCUCAAUUAGGUAUCGGCCAGCAUAUUCACGCUGCAUCAAUCCUCCAUCUUACCAUUCAAUUCGUUCGGCCUGCGAUUCAUUCAGAAGGACCCUACUGUUUCAAUGAAUUAGAUGCAACAACAACGUGCAAAGAUGAACGAGAACGGAUUGGACCUCUGUGUCGAAAAUUCAUUGGCUGAGUUGGGUACUUUGGAUUUAGCUUUUUCAUGUGCAUAUAUUUGAAACCUGAUAUGACAUCAAUUGGAACUUUUAAGAUUUUUUAUUUGCACGGGGUUCCAAAGCUAGAAGGCAGCAUAUUCUCUUUGGCACACCGAAGUACUAACAAUUCAAUCAAUGAGGACUCAAACUCUAGGUCUUAUAUGGGGAGUGGAUUCACCUUGUGGGAUAAAUCUGCUGUGAGCAAGGGAAAGAAGGGGAAGAAGAAUAUUUUGGUGAAGAGACACGUUCUGGAGUAGGAUAGCAGAACACGUUAUGGAGUGGCCAUUGGUAUCAUCAUCCAAUCAUAGGCAUAGCACGACAACUAUCAAUUCCUUAUUUUCCUGACCUAUCCUACAUAUGUUAGCCUUAGCUAAAAGUGCUCAAGAAGAGCAUGCAUGAUUUAGGAGGUGGAGGAUUUGCACUCAAGAAUGUGCCAUCACCUCACCCAGAAGGGAGUCCAUCUCUAUAUUAUGGGUAUUAUGUAGUUUAAGCCAGAGAAGAUACUAAGGUAUGAGAGAUCAUACCGAGGCUGGGAGCAUGAACAAGUUUCCAUGGAACCCAAACAGGUGCGCAGGCUGGAUAUUGAAUACUGAAUACACCAUAUUCCAGUCUUGGUUUUAAACAAGAAUGUGGUCGUGCAUUGGAGCACAACACAUGCUCUGUCAAAGUCAAGCUAUUGGGAGUUUUGAU
Messenger RNA from Cuscuta campestris, 972 nucleotides. Lineage: Eukaryota; Viridiplantae; Streptophyta; Magnoliopsida; Solanales; Convolvulaceae. The record is from the annotation of a GenBank genome assembly.